Molecule: messenger RNA, 3798 nt
Organism: Brassica rapa (field mustard)
Lineage: Eukaryota; Viridiplantae; Streptophyta; Magnoliopsida; Brassicales; Brassicaceae
Product: F-box/kelch-repeat protein SKIP30
Molecular function (GO): protein binding
Source: RefSeq, a predicted model, not a curated record
UUUUUUUUGCUUAAACUGCCUUUAGCUUCUCUCUGCCCUAUAAACUUGGUUCUGUGAAAAGAAUGGUGUCGUGGGCAACAUUAAAAACACUUUUGGACUUGUUUAUGAUGCAUCAUGAACUUGAAGAACAUCAUGAUGUCUUGUAUCUAAACAGCUCUGGUCUAUCAUCUCAUAUUCUCAUCCCACCUCAGAAGUGCCCAAAAGACCAAUGCUUACAGAAGAUGCCAGAAGAGCUUGUGAGACAAUGGGAAGAUAUUAAAGCUGAACCUCUUGGACCUACCUACGUACGCAUGAAGUUUAUAACCAUCUUGAAGUCCUUGAUGAAGCCCAUGCUUGUCUAGGUUACUGUUUCUCCACAUUUACUCCUUUUCUGUAGCAUUGUUGAUGAUUUGACAGCUCCUGCCGUCCUGCAAGCGGAUGGGAUCAGAAACGAUUGCACACUUCGUUUUUCUCCUCGCUGCUCUCACUUUUUUGGUCUAUUGGAAAUAAAUAAUUGUUACGCGUUCAACCUGAGACAGUUAUUCUGUUUGUUACUUUACUUUCUUUCCAUGAGUUUUAGUAUAUUAAUGUAUGUAUAACCUAUAGUUUUAGUGUAAAUGCACUGUUAUUGGAUUAUGAGUUUUUUUGUGGGAUUUUGUUAAGAAUAUUAAAUUUGGAAAUAUCCUCAGACAGUCAAUUUCUGUUUCAGGAUAAGAGUGUGAUUUUAAUCAAAAUGCAUCCAACCCUCUUUAAUACUAUUUUUGGCUGUGCAUCUUCUUUUAAUUAUCUUUCUUAAUGGUUCCAACUAGAGUGAAACUCGAACUAUAUGUAAAACGUUUUUUUACGGCAACUAGUUUAUAUGAAUUAUAUAUGACUAAAUGUUUACAACGUACACCGCUUAGUUAUCCUUCUUAACUAGACAAAAAUGUUUUUUUACGGCAACUAGUUUAUAUGAACUGUCUAUGAGUUAUUUUAAUUAUCUUUCUUAUGUUUACAACGACCAUACCGCUUAGUCUAGGAUAUUCUUUUUCGAAACCUACGUUUUAACUGAACCCAGGAAGUGAGAGGAGAAAUGAGAGAUUUGACAAAGUUUUAUCAAUUCUUUGAAGACGACAAAAAAAAAAACAGAAUAGAAUGUUGAGUAGACUUUUAAAAUUGCAUAGCUUCACAAAUUUCAAAAAUUAGAAAUGAGGACAACCACACAAAAUGCCAUUUUCUGAUUGUGUAAUAUACCAGUUAGUACUUUUAACCAGGUCCGGCUCAUUCAAUUUAUAGGCUUUGUGCUGAUAAAAAAAAAUCUCUCAGAUUGUAUGUGUAUGUAUUAUUGUAAAUUGACAAUUAAGACUAUACUAUAUAUAUUUUAAAACAAAUCAUCAGGACCUUAAUUCUUUUUACAAAAAUAACAACAAAAAAGACAGUGCAAAAGCAUCCCAUACCAUAAUAAGCCUAAACUAAAAUAGAUUCAGAUUCAAAUAGUCAGAUCAGUGGUAAAUAGUUAACAUAUGAGGUAGAUUCCGAUCACCAUGUGUAAGCAUGUUCACUACAGUGUUCAUUGUUUAUUGUCUGUGUUGAAUUGUAAAGGUAGGAAAAAACUUCUUAUAUUGUUGAUACUUUUUUCAUAUAUCUUUCAUCAUAUGAUCUGAGCUGCAUCGGAAAAAUGUACAGUCUACAGAAUAAAGUGGCUACCAUAAUGAUUAACUUGAGUUUGGCAAACUUUCCGACUAAUAAUGAAAUGUAGCCGAAUUGUCUGUUAUGAAAAUAUCAUUUAAACACACAAGUUCAGAUUUUCUAUAUAACUGUGAUUUUGUUUCAUGUGAGACACAUUUUCAGUUUUUGCCUACCAUUUGAUCAUAUAGUUAUGCGGACUAGAGAAGAUAUUGUUUCAGAUUUAAUGUUUGAAUAAUGAUAAUUUACGUAUGGCAAAUUUGUAUGUGGUUUUUGAAUCAAAUUUGUGAUACACACUUGGUUUCAUAACUCUUCAUGAAUUAAUAAUACAUCAAGUAAUAGUGAUUUUCCCUUUUUGAAAUAAUAUUUAUUUCAACAUAGACCGCCUGCAACGAGCAGUUCGUUCGUUACGGUGAGUAUGCACCACCUGCAAUUCAUCUGUUGACGAAGGCCGAGCGUUAGAGGCUGUAAAUGCAACCAAACACAACAGAGAAAAAACAAAUUUCAGUUGGUCCUUGACUCAGCGUUUAAUCCAUAGACCAAGAAGCAUAAGUAAACAUUUGUCUAAAAAAAACAAGAUAGUUACAGAAACGUUUUACAAACAUAGCAUAGAUUAGCAUAGCAUCCAAGCAGCUUCCAACUAGCCACAAAAUAAUACUGAUCUUCGCUCCGCUCCAUAUAGAAAGGCGUAAAUAAACAGUAACAGUCCGGCCCAUGAAAGGCCCAUUAGUUUAGGUCCAGAACGUAUUAGAUUCCUUUAACGCAGAUACCAAUUCCAUUGCCGAAGAAAAUCAAUCUUCCCGUCGAACACGAUAAUCUCUCCGCCGUAAAACCGCCGAAUCGUUUGGGACCGUCGUAACCGGAGAAAGAAAUCGAUCACCAUCACUUCGCUUCACCCCCAUCACGAUCGACAGGUCCAUUUCUUCAAUCAAAUCAACAAAUGUCUUCCUCGCUGCUCGAAGGAAUCCCAGAAGCAGUCGCUCUCCGAUGCCUCGCUCACGUCCCCUUACACCACCACCCCAACCUAGAACUCGUCUCCCGCUCCUGGCGCGCGGCGAUACGCAGCCGCGAGCUCUUCCGCGUCCGCAACGAACUCAAAUCAUCAGAGUCCCUCCUCUGCGUUUGCUCCUUCGACCCCGAGAACACGUGGCAAGUCUACAGCCCCGAUUGCGAUCGCUGGCUCACUCUCCCUCUCCUCCCGUCCCCGAUCCGCCACCUCGCUCACUUCGGAGCCGUUACAACCUCCGGAAAACUCUUCGUCCUGGGCGGAGGCAGCGACGCCGUGGAUCCCUUAACCGGCGACCACGACGGCACCUUCGCGACGGACGAGGUCUGGUGCUACGACUUCGUCGAGAGGAGAUGGAGUCAGCGAGCUUCGAUGCUUGUCCCUCGGUCUAUGUUCGCUUGCUGCGUUCUCGACGGGAAGAUUGUAGUCGCUGGAGGAUUCACGACUUGUAGGAAGUCAGUUUCUGGUGCGGAGAUGUAUGAUCUUGAGAACGAUGUGUGGAGUACCAUCCCUGAUCUUAACCGGACUCAUAACUCUCCCUGCUCCGGUUUGGUGAUCAGAGGGAGAGUUCACGUUUUGCAUAAAGGUUUAUCGACGGUGCAGGUUCUUGAGAGCGUUAAGGUGGGGUGGGAGGUGAAGGAGUACGGUUGGCCUCAGGGUUCGAUGGCUGUUGUUGAGGGUGUGGUUUAUGUGUUGAGUCAUGGAGUGGUGUAUAAGCAAGAAGAGGAUGAGACGUCGUGGAAGGUGGUUGCGUCGGCGUCGGAGUUUAAGUUGAGGAUUGGGAUGGCGAUGACGAGUUUGAGUGGUGAGGUUUUGCUCGUUGGAGGAGUGAUUGGACCUGAUAGGCAUUGGGAUAUUAAGCCGUUGUCGGAUGUUGAUGUUUUGACGGUGGGGAGUGAUCGUCCGGUGUGGAGGAAGGUGGCUCCGAUGACUAAGUGUUGUGGGACGGUUCUUGGUUGUACGCAGUUGAUAAUCUGAUGGGGGUGUGAUGUAAUACGACAGUUUUUUUUCUUUCGGUUUUUGUUUGUUUUGUAUGUCCGUUUUUUUGGUCAGAGUAUGUCUUUGUUUUUCUCACUGUUUGUUAUAAUGUUUUUGUUUAUUGUUUAUUUCUCUUUGAGAUAAAAGAACAUAGCUAAGCUUUAAGAAGA